CAGUGAUUUUGUUGCCAGGGGGAGGACUAUACCAGCGGGAUUUUCCCAAUAAAUGUGGAUUUCUGGAAGUUACAUGAUGACAAUGAUGAUAAUAAUGAUGAUGAUUAUGAUAAAUAGACUACAACAGUACAACUGACAGCAGCAGCAAAUGUACAGGAGCAUGUACAGUAGCAGCAGGAAUCAUAGUAGUAGUAUAUAACAGAUGAAAUGAUGUAACAGCAGUAGCAUCAGUAAUAUUUCUGUUACUAUUAGUAAAAGUUGUGAUGUGAUAGCUACAUCAGUGGCAGCAACAGUACUGUGCGGGCCAAGUAUCUCUUAGCCAAAUAUAUUAUUUUCUGGUUAGUUUUUGUUGUUGUUGUGGAAAGCCUGACAACACUGGUCUGUUGCAGUUCUCUCUUCAGUGCUGGCUAAAGCUGCCUACUACUGCUGUUCUGCUUUCAACCUCUGGAGAGAGCUAACGGUCACUGUUGCACUUGGUGAGACCAUGCACCAAAAACAGACAAUACAAUACACACUUCUAGAACCCAAAAGUUUUGUUUUUCCUGUAUGCAGUUGAAUUUUAAAUCUGACGAGUUUUCAUGGUAAAGAACUGAUCUUAUUUUGUUUAGGUGAGAUUGUGGUCUUCCUUUAGACUGAACUCAAGUCAUUUCUAUAUUAAAGAUGUGUUGUGAUAUUCAUCAUAUCAAAGGUGGGAUGAAAUGACUGGGACAUAAUCACACAUUGUAACACUUAACUCUGGUAUACACAUUUGACAGAAUGAAUCUCAAAUGAUUCUUUUGUUCUUGCAUUAAUAUAACAGUUGCCAAUUGUACGGCUUCAACCAUACUGUUGUUUGCAUGAAGUAUAAUGUAUGUAUGGUAGAAUUACAUUUACAAUUGUGUUACAUUAGACCAGAUACGUUAUUGAUCCCCAUCUUGCACUCUGCUACUGCAGAAAGGCCAGCAGCCUCCAGAGAGUGUACCGGAACUCUUUGUCCUUUCUCUGUGUUCACAUCUUUUCUCUUCCUCUUCAUCACCUUCUUUCAACCCCCUUACCUCCUCCGAUCUACUCCCCUUAUUUCAUUUCCCCCCUCAUUUAUUCACUCUCUACCCCGCCUGAGCCCCCCCCCCCUCUUUUUCUGUGCAUCCCUCUAUCUAUCUCCUCUCUCUCUAUCCAUAUGUUUAGCUUGUCUCUUUCCGUGUCCUCAAUAAGGUGUCUGCCGUGCAGUAUGAGCCGGGGGAAUGAGUGGGGCUCGCAGAAUGCAAGAGUUAAAAUACUUCAGGGAUGGAGCUACGUUGGUGAUUUCAUUGGAUGGUUUGAAUUGGCUUACUAAAAGGAGAUGCAGUGACAAAGGAAUCAAGAAAAGGAAUGAAGAGCUCCAGCUGUUGAUAUCCUCAGGUCAGAUGAUCCAGGCCGAUGAAGAGCUGCAGGCGAUCACCUGCAUCCUGGAUCAAAGAGGAAGUGCAGCCCCUCAGUUAUGGAGGAACAGCGACUGCAGAUCAAGUUUGGUAACGCGGCCUCUGCCCUUCUCUACCUCCCCUCGACAUUGCUGUGUUCCGGAGGAGCCCCCACAUCAUUCAACGCUCGCUUCUUUUGUCUCAGAGCACCCAAAGGAGGCCCCGUGGACAAGACUUAUUUUAAAUAUGCAGGACAUUUUCAGUUUGAUCAAAAAGGAUUUAAACAUUAUGACUCAGCAGGACACUGUUACAACGGAUCAGCAGAAUAGGUUCAUCAUUUUCUGUGAUCAGGACAUACCACUACAACGUUUUGGUGACAUUUGCUACACUGAGGAUUGUGGGACAUCUAAAGGGGAUACUGGUUGGCAUAUCAGCGAUAACAACUCCACUGCCCACGGUCCCAACACCAACAACUCUAAUGGGAAUCAACAUGAACUGGUUAUCAGAGACAAUUUUAACAAUCUUAAAAGUCUUCAGAAAUCCUGUCAAAUCUACGACGCUCCAGGAGUAUUGUCUGGGAGGGACACAAAUCUGAAAAAGAGGAAGAGUGUGUCCUUUAAUGAUGAUGUCAUGGUCUACCUGUUUGAUCAGGAGAGUCCCAUCGUGGAACUGCACUCUGAAGCCUGCACAUCUCUGCCAGAUGUCACAUUGGAAGACAGUGGUACUAUAUUGAAGGAUGAUGAUACCAGUGAGUCUGCAUGUUUUAUCCUAUUAACUACACACUGUGCAUACUUAACAUUACUGCUGACCAUUCUGCAGUAGUGAAAAUAAGUUAAUUUACUCAAGUACUACUUAAGUAACAUUUGAGGUACUUUACUUCAUUUCAUACCACUUAAAAAAAUAUUUGAUGUUUUACUCAACUACAUCAAUUUGACAGGUAUAGUUGCCAGUUACAUUAGAAAUUAAGAUUUUUAUUACAAAAUAUAUGAUGAGUUCAUAAUAUGAUGCAUUAAACUACCCAGCACUACAUAACACAUGUUCAAUUAACUCCACCACUACCAGCUACAACAGUAAAAUACUUAGACAUUAAUUCAUCGCUAAUAAAGUCCUUUAACGCACUGAGUAUUAGUGCGUUAUACUAAAAGUAUUAGUUUUACUUUUGAUACUUCAAGUACAUUUUACUAAAAAUAUUAAUUUUUUUUUAUUAUAUAAAAAUUUUAAAAAGCAACAUAUUCAGUGCAGGAUUUUUUACAGUGUGGUAUUGCAACAUUUACUAGAGUAAAUAUGUUAUAUCAUAUUUCAAUGCAUAACUUUUAUUUCAUUCCUCCCAAGAAGUCCCAUAGUUUUAGUUUGUGUCAGUGUUUUGCACUGAAAUGAGCAUCGGCCUUUAAUAUAAUAAUACAUUUCUGGGUGAAAAAGAAUAUUGGAACAAGAUGUCACGACAGAUUAUUCAAAACAUACACAGUUCUGUUGAAUUGACUGUGUUUAACAAUCAGUGAUGUUAUUGGUUGGAAAUGUAUAGAGUUUCUAUUACUGGUCCAGCUUGAAUACACAGAAAUAUACUGUAACAAUAUAUAGUAUAUUUUACAAAAAACAAUCAUUUUGUAAUUUAUUGAUAAAUAAGGUAAUAUUUUGACACUAAAAUGUUUUUAGGCUACAACA
Sander lucioperca (pikeperch) is the source of this 3038-nucleotide messenger RNA. RefSeq lists its product as uncharacterized. The transcript is spliced from 5 exons. Lineage: Eukaryota; Metazoa; Chordata; Actinopteri; Perciformes; Percidae. Bases 1221 to 2198 code for a protein of 325 amino acids. The record is from RefSeq and is a predicted model, not a curated record.